UGGGGAGUGUGCUAGUCGGAAGGAUGAAGGAAGGGAGCGUUUUGAUCAACACCGCACGUGGCCGUGUACUAGAUUUAUCGGCGAUUGAAGAGGGUUUGAGGAGUGGUCGGUUGGCAGGAGUGGGUUUAGAUGUCCUACCAGAUGAACCCAUACCAGAAAACGAAGCUGAUAUGCACCCUUUAAUCAAAGCCUAUAAAGAUGGGGAGGAGUGGUUGCGAGGAAGAAUGGUCAUCACUCCUCAUGUCGCCUUUUACUCCACCGAGGCAUGGGACGACAUCAGGACAUUGAGCUGCGAGACGAUGAGAGAUGUUCUUUUGGAUGGGUUACGUCGAAAUGUUGUCAAACCUGAGGACGAAUACCAAAGAUUAAGUUCGCGAACUGUUCGCUCAUCAAAAGCGAUUAACAGUUCAAAAGAAAGGGAAGCCAUGUCCGUGCGAUGGGUAUUAGGCUCAUGCCCUCUUCACCUUCCCGCCAACAUCCCUGAGACGACCACCAGGAACGCUGCGGCCGGGUCCACCGCCCAGUGCCUUCUUGCGUUGAGAAUGCAUAUAAGACAUGAGAAC
Messenger RNA from Acaulospora colombiana, 563 nucleotides. Lineage: Eukaryota; Fungi; Glomeromycota; Glomeromycetes; Diversisporales; Acaulosporaceae. The record is from the annotation of a GenBank genome assembly.